Messenger RNA from Eleginops maclovinus (Patagonian blennie), 2526 nucleotides. It is a transcript of the gene cfap298, whose product is annotated as cilia and flagella associated protein 298. Gene Ontology annotation, biological process: regulation of cilium movement. The coding region runs from base 448 to 1320 and encodes 290 amino acids. Lineage: Eukaryota; Metazoa; Chordata; Actinopteri; Perciformes; Eleginopidae. The transcript has 8 exons. The record is from RefSeq and is a predicted model, not a curated record.
AUAAUAAUUAUUUUGUACUCUAACAUUUUUAAUGCAACACGUCUACUUAAGUUAUGUUUUUUUGAAAUGCUUCAGCUACUUCAGGACAUUGGAGCUAUACAUGUGGUUGUUUACAGACACCAUUCAGCUAUUCAAAUAAUCAGCUCUUUCUGCAUUUCCAGCAAAGUUCAGCGACACAUUUGCGCAGUUUAAAGCAUUCACACCCAUUUCCAGCAAGUGUUACCAUGUAUUACCGCUAGAGGACAGUAAUACUGAUUGGAUUGUUUUAACCUGCCCUUAAUAUUUCCCACGAACGAGAAUCCAUGUUGGAAUCACGUUUAGCUUUUAGUGUCGCCGGUUGUCGGUUGUAAACAAAACGCUUAGCUCAGUCUGAUUAUUGAACGUCCUGUCUUAUGAUUGUCUUUUCACUGCACAGUUGUUAAAACAGACGGUAAGCUACUUUUCGAGAUGGUGCAGCUGCAUGUGAAGCGUGGAGAUGAAAGCCAGUUUCUUUUCAACACCACCGUGGACUCGCCUGUCGAAACAGUGAUUCAGCAAAUUACAGCCAUAUACAACGGGAGACUCAAAGUGGACAGGAUAUGUUCAGAGAUCCCAGAGCUGGCUGACCAUGGCACCACCCUGCCUCCCAACAUGCAGGGGUUGACAGAGGAGCAGAUUGUGGAGCUGAACUUGAAUGAUGAAUGGGAAGACAAGUGUGUGCCCAGUGGAGGGCCAGUAUUGAGGAGGGAUGAGAUUGGGAGGAGGAAUGGACAGGCUCCAAAUGAUAAGAUGAAAGAGGUGUUGAUGAGAACUGUGGAAGAGGCAAAGGCACUGAUCUCCAUGAAACAAGUUCAAGCUAAUGUUUGUGUCACCAUGGAGAUGAUAAAGGAAGCCCUAGAUCCACUAAGGGGUGCGGUCAUGAUUGUAUACCCAAUGGGGCUGCCUCCUCAUGAUCCUAUCAGGAUGGAGUUUGAAGACAGGGAAGACCUUUCAGGAACACAGGCAUCUCUGCAGGUGGUCACAGAGGAUGAGUGCCAGCUAUGGUGGGCUGGCAAGGAGAUGCAGAGAGGGAAAAAACUGCAGGACUACAUUGGUAAAAAUGAAAAGACAAAGCUUGUGGUCAAAAUCCAAAAGAAAGGGCAGGGGGCACCAGGGAGAGAGCCUCUGGUCACUGAGGAGCAGCAGAAACAGAUGAUGAUGCAUCAAUACAGGAGGCAGGAGGAGCUCAAGAAACUACAGGAGGGAGACGAUGAUAGCUACCUGGACUCGGAGUGGACAGACAGACAGGCCCUCAGAAAACAGUUUCAAGGCCUCUCAAACAUCACAUGGGGGCCCAGAUAAAAAAACACUAACACCCAGAUUCCCACCAUGGAGAUGCUGUCCUGAUCCUAUACAGAGCUACAUGUAACUGACUAUGAUGCCUUAUUAUCACUUUCCUAAAAUCAGUUCAAUAUCGGUGUUUUAUUUUUUAUCUGAACUCAAAUGUGAAGAAGACAAUGCAUAACAGGACAGGUAAUGAUGUCUCACGGAGGCUGAUUAUAAACCUAAUUUAUUUGAAGUUAAAUCUGAUUAAUGUAUUCCCUUACUGAUUGUUUUUAACCUCAAUGUAUUUUACAUUUUUUAUUGAAACUGUGCAUAUAAAAUACAUUUGAGAUGUUUUCUUGACAUUAUUGUUGUGGAAAAAAAUCAAAUAAAUUGUUUUUCCACUUUGCCUGUGUACAAACAUCAAUGUCAUGUUGACCUUUCACACAUGCUCAGAGGUAGUUCAAUUAGAACACAUUGUAACAUCCCAGGGCCAAGGAUGCUACACCUUUCCUCUCUUUGUCUCCCAUCAGUUUCGCACACACACCUUUAAUAAAAGGCUGUGCUGAGGCAGGAAGUUGCCACACCGAAUUUGUCGUUCCAGCUCUUGUCCUAGCAGUGAUGAGGAAGUUGUAGAGUUCAAAGUGAGAGUUUAAUUCCACUGCGAGGAGUUGUUGACAGAGUGGAUGCAGUGAUUCAGAGAGGUGUGGCUGGUUUCAAGGAAACACCAUUAAAACCAUCCAUACACAUGUCUUUAUACACUGAAUGCAGAUGGCUCUUUAAUUAAACAGUUUUUCUGGAAAACGAAAUUGAAACACUGGUUUUAUGGUAUGAACAGCUGCCAAAUUUACCAACCGCUAUUGUAAUUACUCUGUAGAAACACUGUUAUGUGAAGGAAAAGUGAACAUUUGACAAUUAUUGAUUUUUAAUUGAUUUGUCUGUGAUGAAAAGGCUUCCUUCAAAAUUGAAGUAAGUUAUGAGGUGAGUACAACUGUGUCCUUAAAGUGUAUACACUAGAGGUUCGAAUGAACAAUCCCACUCCCUGACACAUUCUUUUGUUGCUUCAGCAGUGUCUCUGAAUUGAUCAAAUGUUUUUAAACAACUACAUAUUAUAUGCGACCACCCAUUUUACAGCAUUAUUUCCUGUUGAUCUUUUUUAAAUGGCUUGUAUCGCAUUUCACCCAAACAUUACAUUUUCCACAAAUGAGUGCUCCUGCAAAAAUAAAACAAACUGCUAUAUAAUGA